Messenger RNA from Triplophysa dalaica, 4856 nucleotides. Its product is annotated as cytochrome P450 1B1. The record is from RefSeq and is a predicted model, not a curated record. Gene Ontology annotation, molecular function: iron ion binding; oxidoreductase activity, acting on paired donors, with incorporation or reduction of molecular oxygen; heme binding. The coding region runs from base 1797 to 3383 and encodes 528 amino acids. The transcript has a single exon. NCBI's taxonomy places the organism in Eukaryota, Metazoa, Chordata, Actinopteri, Cypriniformes, Nemacheilidae.
UGUGUGUAUUCUCUCUUGGGGACCAAACACAAAAGCAUCUUUAAAUCCAAGCAGAUUGGAUCUGAUUAUGUUUGGCUUCGUUUCUUCUCUCUCCUCAUGGGGAAUCUCAUUUAGUGCGCUCAGAAAAAGUGAUUCUAUCAGCAAGAAAUCAAGGCUACUGUCUGUAGAACUCUGGAAACACUACAACGGUGCAAUUACAGUCAUUAGAUCCCUGCACAAAUAAACUCCUCCUGCCGAGGAAAGCAGGGAUUGAGAUUUCCGGACUGCGCUCACCAGACAAUCAUUUCACAUCAGGAACAUUUAGUUCUACGGCUUAAAUCAUCAUUGAAUUGGGUCUAUUGAGAUCUCACACAUUUAACCCGUUACGUAGCUCACUUUAACUGUGAGAUGAUAAUAAACAUUUUAUUGUGAUGAUAUUACCUCAGAAUCUCACCAUGUGUUUCUGGGUCACAGAGAUGCAGCAGGUCACAAUGCCUGAUAAAUAAAUGCACUAAACGAACACAGACACAAGUCAUGAAGUAAAAGUAAUCUCAGACACACUUUUAUGUUCUUCUCAAGGGUGUGUAAGAGUGCAUCGUGAAGGAGGCUCCGCUUUACUGUACAUUAUGAGGAAAAGCAUGCUUGCAAUUAUGUAAUCUCUCAAUACCCCCCAAAAAAACACACAUGUGAAAAAUUAUCCCGAAUGUGUGUGAGGAAAAGAGAGAUCCUGGCACGUUUGCUGAUGAGAUCAGAGACCCCAGAACAUUAUGUACCCUAUACAUGUACACAGAACGUGAGAUUUCGCUCGUGCAAAGCUCCUUCAGAAAAUACUUUCAAAUAAUGUUGACAUCUGUACGGAAGUCAACUGCUUGUAUAGGUUUAGAUGCACUGUGCUGGAAGAGCAUGAAAGGGAAAAAACGUAAUGAGACAGAUUCAAGAAAAACAAUGAGAAAUCUACAUGAAUAAUUUCUAUAUAAAUAAAUAUAAACAGUUAUGAAAGAUCCAUGCAAAACUUCGUGUCGUGCAUGGUUUUAAACGUUAAAUGUAUAGCCAGGGCUAUACAUACCUACAUCACAUAAUGUAUUGCUGUAUAUUAUGUAAGUAUUACAAACGGUUACGAAACACAGGAUGCUAGUUUGUGUUUUUAAUUAUUGCAUGACGAUUAAAAUAAUGUGCGUAACGCUGCGCAGAGCAGAAGCAACGGAACGGUCCCCAGUGCGCAGCGUCAAGAAAUAAAAGUGCGCACUCGCCAAACACAGACACGCGGACAUUCUCACUUGCACGCACGAUACGCGCUUAAUACGCACAGGAGGACUGCCACGAACAGUUAUGACACAGAACACACAGAGCGAACGGAUGCAAACGAAACGAAGUGAUUUUACGCCAUGCUUUCACCGCAGAUUUGGGGAGGUUUGUGUCCCAGUUACGCAGCUGGAUCUCCGCGCUCGGCUGAGAUCAUCUCACGGAGUCCCUGCAGCUUCCACAGUGGGAGGAGUGACUUUAUCUGCGGGUCCUGCCCCCUGUGUUACAAACAUAUAUAAAUGACAGUGGUUUAACACACCAGACUCACAAACGCAUGUGUGCUUGGAAAGGUGAGAGCAAAACAAUAAAACUCGACUCAAACUUGUGGCUCUGGAUUGAUUGUCAUAUUUAUGAUUUUUGCAAACUGAUGCUUUGAAAUGGGAGAGUUUGCAUUGUAUUUUUUGCUGGCAUAAAGACGGCUAAUAUAUUUUUCUUCAUUUAAUUUUUCAACUGUGUCCUAUUUGAGCAGAACAUUUUGAAUUUUCAUCCUUUAAGAAGAAUAAAAGUUCAUCGGAAUGUUGCUAAACGACGCUGAUUUUGGACUCCAGGGCAGCAGCAUCAUUAAGGAAUGGACGGGGCAGGUCCAGCCGGCUCUCAUGGCAUCGUUCAUCAUCCUCUUCUUCAUGGAGGCAUGGCUGUGGGUCAGGAACCUCAAGUUCAAGAGAAGGCUGCCGGGCCCAUUCCCCUGGCCCAUUGUGGGCAACGCCAUGCAGCUGGGACAAAUGCCACACAUCACUUUUUCCAAACUGGCGAAAAAGUACGGAAACGUCUACCAGAUUCGACUAGGCUGCAACGACAUCGUGGUGCUGAACGGUGAUGCAGCCAUACGACAGGCGCUCGUCCAGCACGGCACGGAAUUCGCCGGCCGACCGGAUUUUGUGUCAUUUCGGAUGAUAUCCGGGGGUCGAAGCGUCACGUUCAGUAACUACAGCAAACAGUGGAAGAUGCACCGCAGAGUCGCCCAGUCCACUUUGAGGGCGUUCUCGUCAGCGAACAGCAAAACCAAAAAAGCGUUUGAGCAGCACGUGGCCGGGGAGGCCAUGGACCUGGUCCAGAUUUUCCUCAGGCUCAGCGCGGACGGGCGAUACUUCAACCCGUCCCACGAACUCACGGUCGCUGCUGCCAAUGUCAUAUGUGCGCUGUGCUUCGGGAAGCGCUACGGCCACGACGACCCUGAGUUCAGGACGCUCCUGGGUCGUGUGGAUAAAUUUGGAGAGACGGUGGGAGCCGGCAGUUUGGUUGAUGUCAUGCCCUGGCUGCAAUGCUUUCCCAACCCGGUGCGAAGUGGCUACCGCAACUUCAAGAACCUCAACGAGGAGUUUUUCGCUUACGUAAAGGAUAAAGUCGUGCAGCACCGAGACACUUACGACCCCCAUGUGACCCGUGACAUCAGCGAUGCCAUCAUCGGGGUCAUCGAGCAUGGGAAAGAUAGCACACUCACGCUGAGCAAAGACUACGUUGAAGGAACGGUCACCGAUCUCAUCGGAGCAGGACAGGACACCGUCUCCACCGCCCUGCACUGGAUGCUGCUUCUGUUGGUGAAAUAUCCAUCGAUCCAAAGCAAACUUCAAGAGCAGAUCGAUAAAGCGGUGGGUCGUGACAGACUCCCCUCAAUGGAAGACAAAAGCGCUCUGGCUUACCUGGACGCGUUCAUCUACGAGGCCAUGCGCUACACCAGUUUUGUGCCGGUCACCAUACCGCACUCCACCACCUCUGACGUGACCAUCGAGGGUGUCCACAUCCCCAAAGACACAGUGGUGUUCAUCAAUCAGUGGUCCGUCAACCGUGACCCCGAGAAGUGGAGAGACCCUCAUAUCUUCGACCCGUCCAGAUUCUUGGAUGAGAAUGGAGAUCUGGAUAAAGACCUGACCAACGACGUCAUGAUAUUCUCCACGGGUAAGAGGAGGUGCAUUGGUGAGCAGAUCGCCAAGGUGGAGAUUUUUCUAGUCUCGGCAAUCCUGCUGCAUCAGUGUUCGUUCGAGAGCCACGCAUCGCAGGACCUCUCUCUGGACUGCUCGUACGGUUUGACGCUGAAGCCUCUCCAUUUCACAAUCACUGCAAAGCUCAGAGGAAAACUUCUUGGCUUGGUGUCUCCGGCAUGAGCGAAAAGCAUUUCUUCUUUCCCACAGUGCUCAUGUUGUGACUGAAAAGACUGAAUUUUGCAAGUGUAUAUUCAACAUAACGAUGAGUAUUAGUGAAGCUGCACUGAAUGAUGUACUAUUCUGUGUUAUAUUUAACAUAUAUACAAGUAUGCUAUGAUUAAAGGGACAGUUCACCUAAUUAUGAAAAUUAACUUACUUACUCUCGCCACCACAUUGUUUUUUCGUCUGCAGAACACAAGAAGAUAUUUUGAAGAAUGACACUGAAUUCCAUUGAAUGAACACAAAACCACUGAGACAUUUCUCCAAAUAUCUUCUUUGGUGUUCCAAUGAAGAAAGAAUCGCACACAGAUUUACAACCAGACGAGAAUAAAUAAAUGACAGAAUUUUGAUUCUUGGGUGAACCGACCCUUUAACUGAUGAAUUCAAUCCCCUCCAUAGAAUGUAUGUGUGUGUGUGUCAGGUCGUUGACAGACUAUUUAAUCUCUUUAUAUACGUUUUAAAAGCAGGACUGCAAUGUAUGAUGUUUUUGGUGAAAUAGAAAGCCACUGUAUCAAUGAUUCUGAUAUAAUGCCAUGCAAUGGUUUGUUUGUAAUGUGUUUCAGAAGAUGCGUUUCCCUUCAUUCGUUCAUUUUUAUGCAGAGUUUGCGAAGACAUUCAGUAAACUGAUGUGAUUAUAAGCUUCAGGUAUUUAAAAGCCUUUGUAUUUAUACUUACCACACAGUUAGUCUUUCGAUAAACACUAUUUUUGUAAAAUAAUGCAUCCUAUGUUUUGAACGAGAUUCUGUUAGUCCUUAGUAAAUCUGUGCAAUAGAAGUGUUGCUAUAAACAUCAAAUAUGACCAGCUGUUCAGAUUCAGUACACAAGGUGGUCUUCAGUGUCCCGCUCUUCAUCAUGAUGUCAUCUCACUGAAAAAAAAGACAGAGCGUAAAAUCAUGAUGUUACUCUGUAUUUUUUUGUCUUGUUUCCCAACACAAUCGGACACAAAGCCUUAAAACACGAUUUAUUGUUCAUGUUUUCUCCUUUGGAAUUCCAUUGGCGAAAAGCAUCCAAAUGUUUUUUUGUAAAAUAAUUUUUUAAGUCACUAAACCUUGUUUUAAGGGGGUUUAGAUAAUUGUGUUGAAAAAAAAUUAUAUUACAUUAUAUAUAUUAGAUUUGAUUAUUUUGCAAUGUACUCUUCACAAUGUCAUCACGUCUUGAUGACUUCAUCGUAAAGGUUCUCACAAAUCUUCUUUUACAGUAACUUCAAAAUCAAACAUGUUCGGGGAAAUCAGAUGAAUUUCCAGGAUUUGUUCCUAUAUUGUCUAAUAAGCAUUAUGGUCAUGUUUACACUGAACGAUGUUAGAAUUAAAGUGCAUGUCUUCAGGAAUUAUUUGGAAAUCACAUUUUUCAUUCUUAGAUUAUAUGUGUUUUUAUGUUUUUACUCAAGGUAAAUAAGCUACAUGUGGACUAAAUAAAACGCUGUUUAAACGUGAA